CGGGCUGGAAGAUAUUCAGGGGACACCCCAUUCCCAAGCCGCCUCCCUGGUGGCCCCACCUCCCGUUUGGGGUAUCCCAGCACGCCUGACGGCGGGCCGGGGCGCUCCCCAGCCAUGUCGUUCCGGAAGGUGGUGCGGCAGAGCAAAUUCCGGCACGUGUUCGGGCAGCCGGUGAAGACGGACCAGUGCUACGAUGACAUCCGCGUGUCCCGUGUCACCUGGGACAGCACCUUCUGCGCCGUCAACCCCUCCUUCGUCGCCAUCAUCGUGGAGGCCAGCGGCGGCGGCGCCUUCCUCGUGCUCCCCCUGCACAAGACCGGGCGCAUUGACAAGUCGUACCCCACCGUGUGCGGCCACACGGGCCCCGUCCUCGACAUCGACUGGUGUCCCCACAACGACCACGUCAUCGCCAGCGGCUCCGAGGAUUGCACCGUCAUGGUGUGGCAGAUCCCGGAGAACGGGCUGAGCCAGCCGCUGACGGAGCCGGUGGUGGUCCUGGAGGGCCACUCGAAGCGCGUUGGCAUCGUCACCUGGCACCCCACCGCCCGCAACGUGCUGCUCAGCGCGGGCUGUGACAACGUGGUGCUGAUCUGGAACGUGGGCACGGCGGAGGAGCUGUACCGGCUGGACGGGCUGCACCCCGACCUCAUCUACAGCGUCAGCUGGAGCCGCGAUGGCUCCCGCUUCUGCACCGCCUGCAAGGACAAGAGCGUCCGUGUCAUCGACCCCCGCCGCGGCACCGUGGUGGCCGAGAAGGAGCGGGCGCACGAGGGGGCCCGUCCCAUGCGCGCCAUCUUCCUGGCCGACGGCAAGAUCUUCACCACCGGCUUCAGCCGCAUGAGCGAGCGGCAGGUGGCGCUGUGGGACACGGAGAACCUGGAGGAGCCCAUGGGGCUGCAGGAGCUGGACUCCAGCAACGGGGCUCUGCUGCCCUUCUACGACCCCGACACCAACGUGGUCUACGUCUGCGGCAAGGGGGACUCGAGCAUCCGGUACUUCGAGAUCACGGAGGAGCCGCCCUACAUCCACUUCCUCAACACCUUCACCAGUAAGGAGCCCCAGCGGGGAAUGGGCUGGAUGCCCAAGCGCGGGCUGGACGUCAGCAAGUGCGAGAUCGCCAGGUUCUACAAGCUGCACGAGCGCAAGUGUGAGCCCAUCAUCAUGACCGUGCCAAGGAAGUCGGACCUGUUCCAGGACGACCUGUACCCGGACACGGCCGGCCCCGAGGCGGCCAUGGAGGCGGAGGAGUGGGUGGCGGGGCGCACGGCGGGGCCCGUGCUGGUGUCCCUGCGCCAGGCCUACGUCCCCAGCAAGCAGCGGGACCUCAAGGUGAGCCGGCGGACGCUGCUACACGACAGCCGCGCCACCGCGGCCACCGGGGCCACCACGCCGCCCUCCACGCCGCCCGCGGCCCCUGCGUCCUCUCGCUUCAGUGCCCCCCCGGCGCUCGGCUCCGGCAGCACCGCGGGCGGCCGCCUGGACGAGGUGCUGCAGGAGGUGGCGGCGCUGCGGGCGCUGGUGGCGGAGCAGGGCCAGCGCAUCUCCCGCCUGGAGGAGCAGCUCAGCCGCCUCGAGAAGGGGGGGCUGGCCACCCCUCUGGCAGCUCCCCGCUUCCCCCCCAUUGCCUUACUGGAGGGCGGGGAGAGACCCCUGAGCGAGGGGGGGGUGGCGGGGGGCAGCGCCGAGGCCCUGCUCAGUGACCUGCACGCCUUCUCGGGGACGGCGGCCUGGGGGGACACGCGGCCACACGUCACCGCCUUGUGA
This is a messenger RNA of Ficedula albicollis (Collared flycatcher), 1764 nucleotides long. It is a transcript of the gene CORO1B, whose product is annotated as coronin 1B. The record is from RefSeq and is a predicted model, not a curated record. The transcript has 13 exons. The coding region runs from base 115 to 1764 and encodes 549 amino acids. NCBI's taxonomy places the organism in Eukaryota, Metazoa, Chordata, Aves, Passeriformes, Muscicapidae. Gene Ontology annotation, biological process: cell migration; actin filament organization. Gene Ontology annotation, molecular function: actin filament binding.